Pichia kudriavzevii is the source of this 1275-nucleotide messenger RNA. RefSeq lists its product as uncharacterized. Lineage: Eukaryota; Fungi; Ascomycota; Pichiomycetes; Pichiales; Pichiaceae. The record is from RefSeq and is a predicted model, not a curated record. Gene Ontology annotation, molecular function: alpha-1,6-mannosyltransferase activity; GPI mannosyltransferase activity. Bases 1 to 1275 code for a protein of 424 amino acids. Gene Ontology annotation, biological process: GPI anchor biosynthetic process. Gene Ontology annotation, cellular component: mannosyltransferase complex; endoplasmic reticulum membrane. The transcript has a single exon.
AUGUGCAACUUGGGAUUUGGUUGCUAUCCACCUACACAAAACAGUCUAAUGUUAAAGAUUGAGAGUUAUCAAUACCGUUUUCUUCAUGUUUUAAUUGGGUUAUUUGUAGUCCGAAUAAUCCAAGCGGCCGUUGUAUAUUUUGUUCCCUUCCAAUUUGAUACAUCCUCAGCAAUUUUAAUCGAUAAAUAUAAGUCAGAGAUCCCAAAAUAUCCAGGGUGGCUAUUGCAGAUAUUGAACAAUUUGACAGCAUGGGACUCUGUGUAUUUUUUAAAGUUAUCUAUGGACGGGAUUACUUAUGAGCAUGAAUGGGUUUUUGGUCCUUUAUGGUGGAGAAUGAUGAGAAUAUUCAAGACUUCAAUGAGUUUCUAUGGCAUUGAAAUGGAUAUAUACGACGUGCUUGUAUCUUUUAUCAUUUUGAACAAUGUUCUGAUUAUACUUAUUAGCUAUAUCCUUUACCAUUUAUGCCUCUUGAUUUGCGAAGGAAAUUUGAAAUUGAUUGGUAAACUGAAUAACAAGAAAUUUGCGUACUAUACAUCAUUGAUAAUUCUCAUUCAACCAUCUGGAAUAUUUUCAACAGUGUCUUACUCCGAAACAAUGGUGCAAUUUUUAUCAUAUUUGGGGGUCUACUUAUAUUUAUCAUCCAGAGGAAGAGUUACAUUAUCUAAUCGGGUUCGAUAUUUUCUUUCUGGAACGCUAUUUACUAUUGCAUUUGGUUUUAGGUCGAAUAGUCUCUUAUAUGGAAUUAUAUAUCUGACUGAUUUGUUGCAGUUUCGAAAUAUAAAAGACAUAUUCACCAUCUUAAUUACUGGUGCUCAGCUUUUCAUAGGACUGGCACUGUCAAUCUACAUUCCGUAUUCAAUUUACUGCCCCGAGAGAGGUGAAUGGUGCAACAGUUUUAGUAAAUCUCUUGUACUAUAUGCACAAUCUCACUAUUGGGAUAAUGGAUUUUUAAAAUACUUUACUAUUGCGAACAUCCCAAUGUUUGUUAUUGCGGCUCCACAACUUCUUAUUCUUGGAUUGUCAAUAAAUUUCUUCAAAAGUUGGGUGACUUUGAAAUCUCUCACUAUCAUGUCUGCCAUCUAUUUAGCUCUCCAAUUUACAACGAUGCAUGUCCAAAUAGUUAAUAGGGUGAGUACUUUUAUACCGUUACACAUUUGGUACGUUUCAUAUUUAUAUACCGUUAAUCCGGAAAGAGGGAGAUGGAUCUUGAAGUGGUGGAUAUUCUGGGUUAUUUUACAAACGGCACUUUUUGCUGCAUUUCUACCGCCAGCUUAA